Molecule: messenger RNA, 273 nt
Organism: Dentiscutata erythropus
Lineage: Eukaryota; Fungi; Glomeromycota; Glomeromycetes; Diversisporales; Gigasporaceae
Source: the annotation of a GenBank genome assembly
AUGCAGCGAUCAACACUUCAGGCACAAGAUGACGCUGACACAGAAAUCUUGGACUUUCUGCAAAUGAUUGAUGAUUCUGAAAACAAAACAUUCGAUCCAUCAACAUACUUCCAGUUCAAAGAAGAAAAAGAUUGGGACACAUCUAAUGAAGCAAUUGAAAAUGAGACAAAUGAGAUUUAUCAAAAUCUUAUGAACAUUCGUUUUGAUUCUUUAGAAUUAUCGUUAGGCAGAGCUACAUUGCAUGAAAGAUUGGAUUUGGAUGAUCUUUUUUUA